CCUAGUCACCGGCUCCGAGCGCCCUCUGGUGUCUGCGCAUGCUCUCUGUCCCCGACUGCAAAGUCCUCCAAAGGGACCUUCUAGGCUGCGCGCCGGUUACCCCGGCUAGGGUCGGUCAGUCCGCAGCGUCUCGUUGGUGCAGCCAGCGACCUCCGACCCCGCAGGCGCGGGGCGGGACGGGGCUGGGAGGCCUUAGCUGCGGGCGGGCGGCGGCUGCUGCAGCGGGACCCGGGAGCGGGGCCCGGCGCCGCCUGGGCCGCGGGGCGAUGUGAGCCCCAGGUGUAACCCCCAGGGAUCCAGGUGACGUCUCUGAAGACACUCUGCCAUGACACCCCACCAAGGACAAGGGGAAUAAAUUGGGAACCCUUUCCCAUGCCCCUCCCAUGGUCAGCUCCCCAAUGGCCUGGGUGAGGGCCGAUAGGCUGCUCUGACACCAUGGGGAGCUGCUGUAGCUGCCUGCACAGAGACAGCGUGCCACACAACCACCCUACCAAGUUCAAGGUGACAAAUGUGGAUGAUGAAGGAGUGGAGCUGGGCACGGGGGUGAUGGAGCUGACCCAGAGCGAGCUGGUGCUGCACCUGCAUCAGAGGGAAGCUGUCCGCUGGCCCUACCUCUGCCUGCGGCGCUAUGGCUACGACUCCAAUCUCUUCUCCUUUGAAAGUGGCCGCCGCUGUCAGACGGGCCAGGGGAUCUUUGCAUUCAAGUGCUCGAGGGCCGAGGCCAUCUUCAACCUGCUUCAGGAUCUCAUGCAGUGUAACAGCAUCAAUGUGAUGGAGGAGCCUGUCGUCAUCACACGGAGCAGCCACCCUGCAGAGCCCGCUGGCUACAUGGUCUCCGGCUUCUCCAAUGGCUGCCCUGGAGAGGGCCCACGGUUCUCCUCUGCUCCUCGCCGACCCUCCACAAGCAGUCUGCGACACCCCUCACCUGGGGAAGAGUCCACCCACACCCUCAUUGCCUCUGAUGAGCAGUCUCACACCUAUGUCAACACACCAACCGUGGAAGAGGACAGCAGGAAUCGCCACUGCCUGCAGCCACUGCCUGAGGGCAGGCUACCCUUCCCAGCACAGACACAGGUUUCCGACCAGCAGGACCCACAGGUGUUACUGCAGCCGGGGCAGGUCAAGUUCGUGUUGGGCCCCACCCCUGCUCGCCGGCAGGUGGUGAAGUGCCAGAGCCUCUGCCCCAGCACGCAGGACCCUCCCCAUCACAACAACAACAACGAGGGCCCUUCCGAGUGCCCGGCCCAGCCCAAAUGCACCUAUGAGAAUGUCAGCGGGGGGCUGCAGCAAGGGACUGGCUGGAGACUGAGCCCAGAAGAGCGAGGGUGGAGUGGCCUGGCCCACCGCCGGGCUGCCUUGCUGCACUAUGAGAACCUGCCCCCACUUCCUCCUGUGUGGGAGGGCCUAGGCCAGCAGCUGGGAGGGGAGGCUGGGGAUGAUGGGGACUCCAGAGAUGGGCUUACCCCAUCCUCAAAUGGCUUCCCUGAUGGGGAGGAGGAUGAGACCCCGCUGCAGAAACCCACCAGCACCCGGGCCUCCGCCCGUAGUCACAGCAGCUUCCCUGUCCCCCUGACCCGCCGUCGAGGCUCCCCACGGGUCUUCAACUUUGAUUUCCGCCGGCAGGGCCCCGAGCCCCCAAGGCAGCUCAACUACAUCCAGGUGGAGCUCAAGGGCUGGGGCACAGCCCAUCCCAAGGGGCCCCAGAACCCCUCAGUGUCUGGAGCUCCUGGCCCCACCCCACACCCCAGUCGCAGCUCAGACUCCUAUGCCGUGAUUGACCUCAAGAAAACAGUGGCCAUGUCCAACCUGCAGAGGGCUGUGCCCCGAGAUGACGGCACUGUCAGGAAGACUCGACACAACAGCACCGACCUGCCUCUGUAGACCUGGGCCUCCACCUGCCCCUGCCUACAGCGGGGGACUCCACCUCACCCACCAGCCCGGGACUUACAGCUGCUUUGCAGAAGACACCUCCCUGCAUUGCCUGGGUCCCUACAGAUGUCAGCCACGGAGUGUCCAGUUCCCCAAGCUGGGAGAGGAGAGGAUGAGCCGGAGAGGGAGCCUGGCGUAAACUGUGAAGGGUUCUCAAGGUUGCAUUUCGCACCCUUCCCUAGUGUCCGUCUGUCUGGUCUGUCAGCUGUCCAUGUGUUUGUGCUUUCAGUUUUCUUUUCCUCUCUUUUUUUUUGUUGGAGUUUUGAGACAUUUUGUACCUGUUGAUUUUAUUUA
Messenger RNA from Apodemus sylvaticus (European woodmouse), 2223 nucleotides. It is a transcript of the gene Frs3, whose product is annotated as fibroblast growth factor receptor substrate 3. The coding region runs from base 436 to 1881 and encodes 481 amino acids. Gene Ontology annotation, biological process: cell surface receptor protein tyrosine kinase signaling pathway. The record is from RefSeq and is a predicted model, not a curated record. The transcript has 7 exons. Gene Ontology annotation, cellular component: cytoplasm. Lineage: Eukaryota; Metazoa; Chordata; Mammalia; Rodentia; Muridae.